Molecule: messenger RNA, 186 nt
Organism: Pyricularia grisea
Lineage: Eukaryota; Fungi; Ascomycota; Sordariomycetes; Magnaporthales; Pyriculariaceae
Exons: 1
Coding region: 1-186 (61 amino acids)
Source: RefSeq, a predicted model, not a curated record
AUGAGAACCAGACCGACUUGGGAAUCCAACAAGGGAGGGCGAGGGAGAAUUGGAAGGGGGGGACCGAUGGGGAAAUUAGCGGAUUGGUUCACACUGUACAACUGCUACAGGGGGUUCCAUUGCAGGGGUACCCCCAGAGCUAUACCCGGAGCAGACAGAAACCCCAUGUGGUGGUGUUCGCAUUAA